This is a messenger RNA of Emys orbicularis (European pond turtle), 2268 nucleotides long. RefSeq names its product ssemaphorin 4F (gene SEMA4F). Bases 1 to 2268 code for a protein of 755 amino acids. Gene Ontology annotation, biological process: negative regulation of axon extension involved in axon guidance; neural crest cell migration; positive regulation of cell migration. Lineage: Eukaryota; Metazoa; Chordata; Testudines; Emydidae. The record is from RefSeq and is a predicted model, not a curated record. Gene Ontology annotation, cellular component: plasma membrane. Gene Ontology annotation, molecular function: chemorepellent activity; semaphorin receptor binding. The transcript has 14 exons.
AUGGGGCCCGGGCUGGGGCUGCGGCUCCUGCUGCUGCUGGUGCCCGCGGGGCUGGGGGCUGCCGCGCGCUCCGCCGUGCCCCGGACAGCGAGACCCUUCCCGGAGGUCCAGCAGAUGGUUCAUCGCUUCUCCCAGGAGGCCAUUUCCAACUACAGCAUCUUCCUGGUGGCCCCGCAGACCAGGACUCUGUACGUGGGAGCCAAGGACGCCAUCUUUGCCCUGCCUUUGGAGUCAAUCAACCAGCCUGCCAAAAUGAUCUCCUGGGAAGUGCCUAAGAAUCAUCAAGAUUCCUGCACAAGGAAGGGGAAAAAAGAGGCAGAGUGUCACAAUUACAUCCGCAUUCUGGAGUUUGCUGAUGAGAGCCACCUCUUCACCUGCGGGACCUUUGCUUUUGAUCCACAGUGCGGCUUCAUUAAAGUGGCCAAUUUCAGCAGUGUGGAGCGGCAGGAAAGUGGCCGGGGGAAAUGCCCCUUUGAGCCUACGCAACAGUCAGCAGCCGUAAUGGUCGAUGGUGUCCUGUAUGCUGCCACUGUCAGCAACUUCCUGGGGACACAGCCCAUCAUCUCCAGAGCAACAGGAAACCUUGAGGAGCGCAUCCGGACAGAGAUCUCAGUGACCUGGCUGAACGACCCAGUCUUUGUGGGCUCCACUUUCCUGAGAGGGGGCGAGAGUGGAGAGGACGACAAAAUCUAUUUCUUCUUCACGGAGACAGCCAGAGAGUAUGACUUCUAUGAACAAGUGAAGGUCCCACGCGUGGCCAGAGUCUGCAAGGGGGACUUGGGAGGCCUGAAGACCCUGCAGAAGCGGUGGACAACUUUCCUAAAGACCCAGCUGGUUUGCUUGGAUCCAGAGAGUGGAACCAACUUCAAUCUACUGAAGGAUGUAUUUAUCUUGCACUCUGUAAACGGGACUUCUGCAGUGUUCUAUGGUAUCUUCUCAGCCCAGAGGGACGGCGGGCAGGUCUCAGCUGUCUGUGCCUACAGCAUUCGGGACAUCCAGAAAGCCAUGAAUGGCCGUUUCAAGGAAUUUAAACAUGACUGUGACAAGUGGACAAGUGUCAUGGGUGGGGAUGUCCCUGAGCCACGGCCAGGCGCAUGCAUUACCAAGAGCAUGAAGCUGGCUGGCUUUGGCUCCUCGCUGGCGCUGCCUGACCGUGUUCUGACAUUUGUCCGAGAUCAUCCUCUCAUGGACCAGGUUGUUCACCCGCUGGAAAUGGGGCCCGUGCUGGUCAAGCUGGACACACAGUACCUCAGAAUUGCAGUACAUCGUGUCAGAAGCGUCUCUGGGCAGGAAUAUGAUGUGCUGUACCUGGGGACCGAGGAUGGACAUUUGCACAAAGCAGUGAAGAUUGCCCAAAAAGCUGUCAUUAUUGAGGAUCUGACACUGUUCCCAGAGCCCCAGCCAAUUCAGAACCUGCAGCUCUACCAGAGCUGGUUGUAUGUAGGGUCCUCUACUGAAGUGACUCAGGUCAACACAACAGACUGUGAGCGAUACAAGAGCUGCAUCGAGUGUGUCCUGGGCAGAGACCCCUCUUGUGCCUGGAGCAGAGAGCUGGCUGCUUGUAUACGCCACCAGGGACAAAGCGGGUUACUCCAGGACCUCACUUCUCUAAGCAUCUUAACACUGUGUCCACAGGGAACAGAAGAUGUGCCUGUUACAGUCGAGGUGCCAGUGUCCCUGGCUGCCCGGGUUGUGCUCCCCUGUACUCCACCAUCAGCCUGGGCAACCUGCAUGUGGCAGAGACCUUCCCAAGAUGCCACUGUGUAUGCCUUGCGCAGCGAUGGGCUGGAGUUCACAGUGACAGAGGAGACCCUUGGUGAUUACACCUGCCAGUGCAUGGAAGGUGGAGCAGGGGGUGUGGUCGCCUCCUACAGCCUGGUGAGGAGCAGCAGCUCUGCUAACACCUGGAAGACAACUGAGCGGAACUACAGUGUCCUGGUGGGACUCCUCUUGUUUUUCCUAGGCUUUGCUGCUGGCUCUGGCUGCUUCUUCAUCUACGACAGGAAGCGACGGGAGCGACUCCAGAGGGAGCUGCUCAGCCGUGAGAGAAAUGGACUGGAUUUGAUGCAGUCGAAUACGACUAGCUGCAGCCAUGAGCCACACACGCCCAGCUCCCCGGAAGACGAGCGCCACCCACUGGCUACCACUAAGAAGAAUGGCAGCCUCAAUGGUUUCCCCCACCUCUACAUCAAUGAGCUGGACAAAGACCAAGCCCGGAUCUACCUGACGGGGGUUCCACUGGCCAAGUGCGAUGAAACCUCCAUUUAG